Molecule: messenger RNA, 141 nt
Organism: Caenorhabditis elegans
Lineage: Eukaryota; Metazoa; Nematoda; Chromadorea; Rhabditida; Rhabditidae
Gene: F15B9.11
Product: YggT family protein
Exons: 1
Coding region: 1-141 (46 amino acids)
Source: RefSeq, marked reviewed
AUGACUAUAUUAUUUCGAUUGUUAUGUGAAGCACAAUCAGCUUCACGACUCGUCCCAAUUAUUGCUCUAUUUCUAGUUAGAUACUUUGUCAUUCAAUUAUCAGCAGUUGAACCUCUACAGGCCAAUGUACCGGAACAGUAA